Messenger RNA from Linum trigynum, 3714 nucleotides. The record is from the annotation of a GenBank genome assembly. NCBI's taxonomy places the organism in Eukaryota, Viridiplantae, Streptophyta, Magnoliopsida, Malpighiales, Linaceae.
CACAAUACUUCUACACUCCCCCCUCAAGCGAAGGCGUGAAUGUCAAGCAUGCCGAGCUUGACCAACAAUCCACGAAAAUGAUCGCAUCCUAAACCCUUGGUGAAAAGAUCAGCAGGUUGUUCAGACGUUGCAAUCUUACAAGGAGAUAUAUCGCCAGCAAGAACGCGUUCCCGAACUAAGUAGCAAUCCAUUUUGACAUGUUUGGUAUGCUCAUGGAAGACAGGAUUAGCGGAGAUAUGGAGGGCAACAUGAUUAUCGCAAUAAAGAGGAGUGGGUGCAGCAAGAGGAUGACCAAGCUCUGUCAUCAACCAUCGGAGCCAUAUAAGCUCACUAACAGCAGUAGCCAUAGCUCGGUACUCGGCUUCAGCAGAAGAACACGCCACUACAGACUGUUUCUUGGUACGCCAGGAAAUUGGUUGAUGACUCGGUAUUUGCACAUGUUUUACCCUUUGUUUCUUGAUUGUUUGAGCUUGAAUUAUUGCGUCUUUGGCCUAUUUUAUGCUAGGUUGUGUUCCUUUGUCCCAUUUCAGGUCCUAGCACAUAAAGUGAAGCAUAGGCGCAAGUUUCAAGUCAAUCAGAGAUCAAUUGACGAUUCGAGAGAAGAAACUCGGGCAUGACCUGAAGAAGAAUGGAUUUCUACCUCACUUUAUGGACAAAGAAUCAUGCAAGCUUGUUAUGAAACGAAAGAGGACGAGACUACGAGCGUCUGGGAUCAAACGGCGAUUGAUUCGGAGUCCGGACGAGGGAGAAACGAAGCAUUAAACAGAGGCUGAGCAAGCUGCACGGGCAGACCAGCGUGGCCACGCACGGCCGUGCAAGUGACCAGUUUGGCCGUGCGGGAUUGUGCGUGGGCACGCACGGGCACAAGUGAAAUCCGCACGGCCGUGCAACAUACAAUUCUGGCCGUGCGAGUUGGCUGAGGUUCAACUAAUUGAUACGCCGCGUUUUGAGGUGCACGGCCAGAAUGGUGAUGUGCACGGCCGUGCACCCUGGCCGUGCGAGUCGGGAUUUCCUGGUUUUAAGCCAAAUUCCGAACCAAAGAAGAGGGAGCUGGGUUUUGGAUCCCAAACACCCAAGGGACGAACCCUAGAGAGAGAGGGCGAUUUGAGGGCAUUCUUGGAGUAGAGAAGGAGGAUUUCUUCACCUUGGAAGCUCGAGGAACAAGCCCGGACUUGAAGACUGAUCAUCUGAAGAUUCUUACUGCAGUCUCUCUCUUCUCUAUGGAGUAACUUCCCUUCACUUAGGUUUUGAGGAACCCUAGCUAUGUUUGUUUGAUUGGAUGAUUGUAUGAGUACUCUGACUGGAUAAUCUUGAGUUCAUAUUCAAUCCAUGCAUGUUUUCAUGAUUCAAUUCUGCUUUAGUCGAGAUUAUUGAUUCUGCUUUGAUUCUAUGAGAGGGAAUACCUGAUUAGGUCAAUAGAGCACCAUAGAUUGAUAGUAGUGGAUCGAUUGCUUUAGUCGAGGGUUGAUUCACUGCUUUGUAUCGAUUGAGAACCUCUUUUGAUAGAGGGAGUCUAGUUCAGAACGCCUUGAUCAGUUGUUCUAGAGAAGGAUACGUCCCUCUAGGCAAUUGACUCAAGAGGGCCUUGUUCCUUUAGUCGAGACUCAAGGUCUAGUCAAGGAUUCUCCGCAUUGUGAAUGAAAGUGAAACAGGUUAGAGAUCAUCAAUCGUUAAUCUGGCUAGUGGCUAGGGGGAAUCAUACCUAAGUGAGUUCCCGACCUGUAAUUAGAUUAACUUUAACUGUAGUUUGCUAGAGUAGUUUUAGUUCUUUUAUCUUGAUCUGGUUUGCUAAAUAAUAAACUGAAGCUGAGUAAUAGUAACUCUAGAGACCCGUGGAUUCGAUAUUUAUCACUUGAGCCACUAUACUGCAGUCCCUUCCAUUGGUUACACUUGGCCAUUGUUAGGAGUUGUGUUUUAGCGAGUCAAGUUUUUGGCGCCGUUGCCGGGGACUUUCUAGAGUAUUAGGAAAGGCAGAAGUUUGUUACUUUAGCGUUUUUCGUUUCUUUUCUUUUCCACCCUUGCUUUUCACUUGGGUGUUUUUGUUUUUGUUGGUUCAGAUCUGAAUCAUGGAUCCUAAUGGCUUCUCCAAUCAUUGGGGGUAUCCACCACCAUCUGGGUGGUAUUACCCCGAGACUCCGUGGAGCAAUCAAGGCAGAGAAGACUAUGGAUUCGGGUUCCAGUACCAACCCCCUUACUACGGAGAACAACCGGACCCCUGGGCAUAUCAAGAACAACCUCAUUAUCAAGAAGAAUUUCUCCCACAACCAGAAGGGCCAUCGGCGCUGGAGUUACUCAUGGAGCAGUAUGCUCGAGACUGUGAGAGAACAUGCUCCAGGAUGGAUCAGUGUGUCCAGGCCUAUCGUGAAACAAAUGAGAUCCUCCUGAGCCUUAAGAAGAGCGUCGAUGAUCUUGAGCGAUCUUGGGCGCAACCUGCUCCAGAUCACCCUUCUGCUACCAUACAAGAAGAGGAGGAGGAAGAAGAAGGCUACAAGGGCAUUGUGGAACACACUGAAGUUGUCACGGAGAGCUCCCGUGAUGGUCAUGAUCAGGCGUGUCAUGUCGUAGCCGACCACACCUUCCCACACCCCAAACUGAGCUUUGAAGAGGCGGGCAUGAGUGAGGAGAUGCAAGAAGAUCUCAUGAAAGAAAUUGCUUGGCAACUUGCUCUCCAAUCCGUGCUAGAAGAAGAAGAGCAAGAAAGGGUGCAGAAAGAAGUUGUGGAGGAUGACGAAAGUGAAGCUGGAGGAGUUCUUGAUCAUUUCCCAGGGGUGAUACCACAUGAAGAAGGAAGGGAGGUUGAAGAAGCAAUUGGCGUCCAGGCUGAGGACGAAGUUGAGGUGGAAGAGGCUUGCACCGGCCAUGAGUUACAUGUGAUAUCUCCACCAAACUUCGAGGAACUGCUUAGCAAGGACCCAUUUGCAGUGUCUCUUUGCCAGACCAAGGCCACCUCGACAUCGGUCCCUCUUGGUGGACGCGAUGGUGGCCAAUCGAUGCUUUCUUAUCUGGUUUGGGGCAAUGAGACGAGAGAAGAGAAGAAGAGGUCUCGAGGGUGGAGACUUCAUCUGCAUCAAGUACAUGAGCCUUCCUCACCUGCCACACCACAUGCUCGUGACUUGAGACUCCACCUCAUCGACGAGAACCUCAACUUCAAGGAGGUUCUAGCAUGGACCGAAACUUAGGAGCCAUCGUCCGGCUCACGACGUGAAAGAAGCGCUUGUUGGGAGGCAACCCAACCAGUCGGUUUGCAUUUCUUUCUCUAUUUCUCCUCGGUUGAGUCAGUUUUGUUAUUUGAUUUUAGAGUCAAUAACUCAACCUUUGUGAGAUUUUGUGUGGUGUUUGUGUUCUGAUUACUCUCUCUUCCUGGACUGCACUGCCUGACCCGUACAUCAUCAUUCACCCUUGAUCUGGUAACUUCGUUCAACCCUCCUUAUCUUUCCUCCAUUGAGGACAAUGUCGUGCUUAAGUGUGGGGGGGUGUUCGAUUAUGUAUGCGGGUGAAUGUUUGGCUGUUUGUGUGCUUGGAGCCUAGUCCACUGUCCAAAUUUUUAAAUUUGAGGGCUCCAAGUACGUGUUCCAUGCAAUUGCCUGCUCAGUAUGCUUUGAAUUGACAGUCUUUACAGUAAUAUGCAACCUAGGGAGGUAGUGUAGCACUAUGGAGGAUGUUGAUGCAUUUAAGAAGUCUCAUUUCUUCUUCAUAUAAAGUUGGUUGAUUGAG